Messenger RNA from Thunnus maccoyii (southern bluefin tuna), 947 nucleotides. RefSeq names its product phosphatidylethanolamine binding protein 1 (gene pebp1). NCBI's taxonomy places the organism in Eukaryota, Metazoa, Chordata, Actinopteri, Scombriformes, Scombridae. Gene Ontology annotation, biological process: negative regulation of MAPK cascade. The transcript has 4 exons. The record is from RefSeq and is a predicted model, not a curated record. The coding region runs from base 116 to 679 and encodes 187 amino acids.
UUUUUCACCAGGUCCCACAUCUUCUGAUUGUACAUGAACGCAGCACUUCUGGCAGACUCUGUUUGCCUGCACAGUCAGCAUCACCUGCAGCUCAAACCAGUCCUGUUCGGCCAACAUGCCCGUAGAUUUGAGCCAGUGGACCGGGCCUCUCGCCCUGCAGGAGGUCGAGGAAAAACCUGCAAAGCCUAUGACUGUUAAAUACGGAUCCGUGGAAAUCGACGAACUCGGCAAAGUGCUCACGCCAACACAGGUGCAGGAUCGACCCACCUGUCUGGAGUGGGAUGGAUGUGACUCCGGUAAACUGUACACUCUGGCCCUGACCGACCCCGAUGCUCCCAGCAGGAAAGACCCCAAAUUCAGGGAGUGGCAUCACUUUCUGGUGGUCAACAUGAAAGGAAAUGACGUCUCCUCCGGCUGCGUCAUGUCAGACUACGUUGGCUCCGGUCCCCCUCAGGGUACAGGUCUCCACAGGUACGUGUGGCUGGUGUACGAGCAGCCGAGCAGUCUGUCCUGCUCCGAGGCCGUCCUCACCAACCGCUCCGGAGACGGCCGCGGCAAGUUCAAGAUCCAGAGCUUCAGGCAGAAAUACAAACUGGGAGCCCCAGUGGCCGGGACCUGCUACCAGGCAGAGUGGGACGACUACGUCCCCAAACUGUACCAGCAGCUGGCUGGAAAAUAAAAGAAGAAAAGACUCGACGUGACAGCUUUAAGCACUAGGAAUUCCCACAGAGGCUUUUUGAUCUGUAGGAUAUUCCCACUCCUGCAAGAAGCAAAAAACCCCCCCCCCCCCCCCCCCCCAACUGUAGCAAAGCAUUUAUUUUUGUGAGUGUGCCACCGAAUAGUAUUUUCUUCCCAUUGUUGCCUUCGCCUUUUUAACCCACGCACUGACAAAAAUAACAUCUCCUCUGAAUGACGUCAUCUGCACAAUAAAACCUGCUAAAGACUGA